This is a messenger RNA of Brachypodium distachyon (stiff brome), 516 nucleotides long. Its product is annotated as vegetative cell wall protein gp1-like. The record is from RefSeq and is a predicted model, not a curated record. The transcript has a single exon. NCBI's taxonomy places the organism in Eukaryota, Viridiplantae, Streptophyta, Magnoliopsida, Poales, Poaceae. Bases 1 to 516 code for a protein of 171 amino acids.
AUGGAGCCCCGCGCCGGUCCAAGUACGGCCGCCCCUCCGGCCGUCGCUUCGCUGACCCCCGCUCCAACGGCCCCUGCACCACCGGCUUCACCGGACUACUCGCCAACGAUGACUUGGAUUUUGAGCGGUCCAGCGGCCCCAAUGCUUGGUGAAGAAGAUGACAUCGAGGCCGCCCUCGCACCGCCCCCGCCACCGUUGUACUGCCCCGUCCAUGGGUUCGGGCCGUGCCCAGCGAGGGACGGCACGGCGCCGCCACUCCCGUCGCCUACUCCACCCGCACCGGCCGUCGACUCUACGUCUCACACCGUCGACGACGAGCCUCCGGUCACCGACCCCGCUCCACCGGCCGACGACGGCGCUGCACUCGACGGCGUCCACCCGGAGGCGAGGCGCCUCCUCCGCACGUUUGCGGCCGCCAUGGCCGCACACCGCUUCGGUCCGGCCGCCAGCAGCUGGAAUCCGGCGGCCCUCGGCCUCUCCUCCUCCAACGAGGGGGGGGGGCCUUCCUCCUUCUAG